GGUCUCGGCACUUACUCCUCCUUUCUGCUUAAGAAGACGAGGCAUUCAUCACAGCAUCCCCAGACGUGACUCCAAGCCCAGCGCCUUGUUUCUUACAUCUCCCAUCACAGUGAAAUACGUUCAAGACCACCGCAAUGAAGGCCAUUGUGAUGAGUGGGGAGCCUGGAAAGGCGUCUCUCGUCACUGACCGGCCUUACCCCCAGCACAGACCAGGAUAUGUUCUCGUCGACACCAAGGCAGUUGCCUUGAACCCCACCGACUGGAAACAUAUUGAGUGGAUGAACCAUAAAGGUCUCCUGGUCGGCUGCGAUUACUCAGGGGUAGUUGCAGAAACAGGAACCGGUUAUUCAAAACCAUGGAAAGUGGGUGAUCGAAUCUGCGGCUUCGCACAUGGCAGCAAUGAGUUGCAACCUGAGGAUGGGGCGUUCGCUGAGCGCAUCGCGGUCAAGGCUGAUGUGCAGAUGCGCAUUCCAGACCACAUGUCGUUUGAAGAUGCCGCAACAAUAGGCGUCGCUGUGGUUACCUGUGGGCAAGGACUCUUCCAGCAGAUGGGCCUGAAUCUACCCUCACAGCCUUCUACGAAAGGAGAAUUUGUAUUCAUCUACGGAGGCAGCUCAGCGACCGGUACCGUUGGGAUCCAAUUUGCAAAGCUCGCUGGAUAUACUCCCAUCACCACAUGCUCUCCACGCAAUUUUGAUUUGGUCAAAUCAUUGGGAGCAGUGGCUGCAUUCGACUACAAUGAUCCUGAGUGCGCGACGAAGAUCAAGGAAUAUACAAAGAAUGAUCUCAAGUAUGUCUGGGAUACGAUCUCACUGCCUAAAACGGCCCAGCUGUGUUCAGAGGUGAUCUCGCCCGGGGGGACCUAUGGUUCAAUUUUGAAUGUCGAAUUCCCACGUACGGACGUCAGGACCACGUAUAAUUUGGGAUACACUGCAGUCGGGGAUCCCGUAAAGAAGAGGUUUUUCGAGAGUCGCGAUAAUACCAAAGACUUUGAAUUUAUGAAGAAAUGGAUUCAAGAAGUCGAGCCCAUUCUUGAGCAUGGACGGUUGAAGGCUCAUCCGCCCAAGGUAGGCAAGGGACUCGAGAACGUGUUGGAGGGAUGUGAUUUGAUGAAGCACGACAAAGUGAGCGGUCAAAAGUUGGUGUAUGUUCUGUGAAGGCAGGGAGGGAAAUCAUUGAGCUCUUAGGCGCAGGACCAGGCUGACCGAUUUGCUGGGUUGUCGUCAUUUGCAGCCUCGUGCGACAAAGGAGUCCGAUUUCUACUCCGUUCACAGUAGUGAUCUAGAAACGAUGGAGUCAGCCUAGUAUCAAGGGACACCAAAGUUGCAAACUUGGAGUCAUGCUGAGGGCGAAUGCUUGCGGCUGGACUGAGUCGGUGAUCACUGUCGAUUCGCAGGCUCCCUCUGCCUCGCAACUGGACGCGCAUGGGAUGAUGUGCAGUUGUGAUGCCUGCGGAGGAGGUUGGAAAGUUGCCCCUGUCAUUUGACGGUUAUUCCG
Cladophialophora immunda is the source of this 1497-nucleotide messenger RNA. RefSeq lists its product as uncharacterized. Gene Ontology annotation, molecular function: oxidoreductase activity, acting on NAD(P)H. Lineage: Eukaryota; Fungi; Ascomycota; Eurotiomycetes; Chaetothyriales; Herpotrichiellaceae. The record is from RefSeq and is a predicted model, not a curated record. The transcript has 2 exons. Bases 135 to 1157 code for a protein of 340 amino acids.